GAGAGAUAGUUGCAUGGGUUGUGACAACACCUGUAUUACCAGGUUCAGUUUGAUUCCUCCGAGGUGAAUGUGCUCCUCUCUGCUCAACGUUUUUCAUUGCUACAUUUUCUUUCAUACUGAGAAGAUAUGGCAGAUUUUCCUGGGAUGGUUAACACUCAGACAAGCUCAUAUGAAUCUCAAAGACGCUCCGGAUUCCUAUCAAUCGUUGAUGUGAACUUCAUCAAGACCAUUCCUGGUAUCCUUCUUCUGGCUGAGAUUGUUGUUGGGUUACUGGUGUGGCCACUGAUUGCCAGUAGUAAAUUUACCACAACACCUGAAUAUGGCUGGGUGAUGUUUGUCAGCGUGACACUGUGGCUUCUAAGCAUCGCCGUGUUCAUCAUGCUAUUGCUGAGUUUGCAUGAGAGGCUUUCAUCAGUGCCCUGGCCUUUUGUGCUCUUUGUGUUUUAUGCAGUCGCAACUGUUCUGUACUUAACUGCCUUUUUGACUGAUGCAGCAUCAGUCCCAAUCAACAAUGGUGAACUGGGAACUUCUGCAUUUUUUGCCAUAGUGGUGACACUAUUGUAUACAGCUAGCAGCUUCUUCGCCUACUUAGGUUGGAGAAGUAAUGGCCAAAACGCAGCUGCAACCACAGUGCCUGUGUAGACGUUCCUCUGAUCCACACACUCUCAUUG
Xyrauchen texanus (razorback sucker) is the source of this 671-nucleotide messenger RNA. Its product is annotated as plasmolipin-like. Gene Ontology annotation, biological process: myelination. The record is from RefSeq and is a predicted model, not a curated record. Gene Ontology annotation, cellular component: membrane. Gene Ontology annotation, molecular function: structural constituent of myelin sheath. NCBI's taxonomy places the organism in Eukaryota, Metazoa, Chordata, Actinopteri, Cypriniformes, Catostomidae. The coding region runs from base 127 to 642 and encodes 171 amino acids. The transcript has 4 exons.